Linepithema humile (Argentine ant) is the source of this 1467-nucleotide messenger RNA. Its product is annotated as 1,5-anhydro-D-fructose reductase. Lineage: Eukaryota; Metazoa; Arthropoda; Insecta; Hymenoptera; Formicidae. Gene Ontology annotation, molecular function: oxidoreductase activity. The record is from RefSeq and is a predicted model, not a curated record.
CCCUCUCCAUGAUCAAAAGCUUUAUGCAAAAGUCUGUGCUCCGGCCAUAUCUCUGACACUGCAUGGAGCCUACAGUCUUCGUUCUACAUUUCACUGUGAAUUUUUCCAAAAUAAUGUCAAGUAUAAUUCUGCCGACAGGACAAACAUUUCCUAUUUUGGGAUUUGGAACUUGGAAUGCAAGUCCGGAGGAGAUAGAAACAGCUGUAGAUGCAGCAUUGGAGGCAGGCUACAGACACAUCGACACAGCUACCGCAUACGAAAACGAGCAUGCUAUUGGCAAAGUUUUGAAAAGAUGGUUGGAUUCUGGUAGAAUCAAGCGAUCUGAGCUAUUUGUUGUAACAAAGCUACCUCUCCACGGCAAUAGACACGAAGACGUAGAAAAAUGGAUCGAGAAAUCACUUCAGAAUUUGCAAUUAGACUACUUGGAUCUGUAUUUGAUACAUACUCCAGUGACAUUCGAAGAUGUGGGAGAAUUGCAUCCGUAUGAUGAAAACGGAGAAAUAAGACUCGAUAUGAAAACAGAUCAUGUGAAAAUAUGGCAAGCGAUGGAGCAACAAGUGGUGGACAAACGUACCAAAGCAAUUGGAUUGUCCAAUUUCAACAUUGCUCAAAUACAAAGGAUUUUGAAUAUCGCUAAACUACCCGUCUCAAAUUUGCAGAUUGAAUUGCAUGUGUAUUUUCAACAGAACGAAUUGGUAAAAUUUUGUAAAAACACCAAUAUUAGCGUAACAGCGUACUCCCCUUUGGGUACUCGUGGAUUUCUCAAGAAAAUAGGAAAGGCAGAUACAGUGCCAGAUCAAUUGGAAAAUCCCACUGUGUUAGAAAUUGCAAGAAAGUACAAGAAAUCCCCUGCUCAAAUAUUACUUAAACAUAUCAUUCAAAAAGGCAUAGUAACUAUCCCAAAAAGUACGAAUCCUACAAGGAUCAAAGAAAACAUCCAAUUGUUUGAUUGGGAACUUAAUCCUGAUGAUGUUAACAACUUGAAUGCUCUCGAUAUGGGAGAAUCUGGGCGCAUCUGUAAUUUUCUGUUCUUCAAAGGUAUUACAAAACAUCCUGAAUUUCCUUUCAAAGAUUGUAAAGAAUAAUUUUGAAUUUUGUAAUUUGUAUCUUAUAAGUGUUAUGCUGUUACUUAUAUUCCAUGAUGAUUUAUGAAAUGUCAUUAGCUUGUAAAAAUUUUAUCACAGUUUGAUAAAGCAAUAGACAUGUGAGGCAAAUUACAAUUGUUAUUUUGCAAAAGAUUAUAUUUUAUAUACAUAUAGACGUGUAUAAUUAUUUCUUUUAAAAACAGUAUGUUGAAACAAAUUCAUGAUAAAUUUAAAAUAUGAAACAUUUAGGUUAUACCAAAUUGUACUUUGCUUUCACAUGCCUUUCACAUUACCUACUUUCACCUCAAUUAUUUUCGGUUGUUGACUCUAGUGAAAUUUGUCGUUGUUGAUAAAAUAUAGCAUCAAACACUCUGUGACCAUA